Molecule: messenger RNA, 1095 nt
Organism: Parathielavia appendiculata
Lineage: Eukaryota; Fungi; Ascomycota; Sordariomycetes; Sordariales; Chaetomiaceae
Product: nagb/rpia/CoA transferase-like protein
Exons: 2
Coding region: 1-1095 (364 amino acids)
Biological process (GO): translational initiation
Cellular component (GO): eukaryotic translation initiation factor 2B complex
Molecular function (GO): translation initiation factor activity; guanyl-nucleotide exchange factor activity
Source: RefSeq, a predicted model, not a curated record
AUGGCGACCGAUGAGCCAUCAAACUUGGCGCCGGCUGCCCAGGCCGCGACUCAGGAACUACCCAUUCGCACAAAUUCCACAUCCAACGCCUCACAACGCGAGAAUGGCGCUGCAUUUGACAUCGUCCGGACCUAUCGCGAGCUCCUCAAUUCCGAUCGUGACCUCACUAUGGGCGUCGCUGCGAUCGAAUCCCUGAUUGAGCUGCUCCGGGCAACCUCCUCUUCGACCGCAAUGGAGCUGGUCGAAACCGUUAAGAAGGAAAAAGCCAAGCUCCUCGCCUCAGCACCCAACCCCCUCCCCUUACUCGCCGGAGCCGACCUGUUCGAGCAGUACCUUCUGCGGUCGCUUAGAGGGCCAACCGCGACAGGCACAGGGAGCGGCUCCGACCGCGUGCUGAGCUUCGAGGAGACUCGCCAGCACCUCCUCGACAACAAGGACCUCUUCGCGCAGCGCGCCAAGGCCGACCGCGACAGCAUCGCUAUUUGGGGCAGCCGGUACGUGUCGGACGGGCGCAUCGUACUGACCGCCGGCGGCAGCCGCACCGUCACCAAGAUCCUGCUGCGCGCCGCGUCCGACGCCAGCAAGCACUUCAAGGUCAUCUACAUCGUCGACGGGCACAACAAGCGCAGCGACGUGGCCGUUACCCAGCUGCGCGAGGCCGGCCUCGAAGUCGAGACCAUUUCCCCCAAUAAAGUCGCUUACGUGCUCGGCAACCAGAAGCAGAUCAACCUGGUGCUGGUCGGCACCGAGGUGGUGAUGCAGAACGGCGGCAUCAUCUCGGGCAUGGGCACGGCGCAGCUGGCGCACCUGACCAAGACGGUCAAGGGUGGCAUUAAGCGGUUCUAUGUCGCCGCCGAGACCCACAAGAUCUGCCGCAAGACGCCCAUCGCCUACCCCAUGGUGAACCGGGUCGGUGUCAACCAAAAGGACAUUAGCAAGUUUGACAAUGUCGGCGUCGAGCUCGAUGUCCCCAGCAUGGUGGCCGAGCAGGACGAGGUCGACUACACGGAUCCCGAGCUCAUCGACGGGAUAAUCACCGAGCAAGGGGUCAAGAUGACGUCGCAGAUUUGGGAGAUGGUGGAUAACUAUAUUUGA